Molecule: messenger RNA, 1780 nt
Organism: Rosa chinensis
Lineage: Eukaryota; Viridiplantae; Streptophyta; Magnoliopsida; Rosales; Rosaceae
Product: O-fucosyltransferase 37
Exons: 6
Coding region: 1-1695 (564 amino acids)
Cellular component (GO): cytoplasm
Source: RefSeq, a predicted model, not a curated record
AUGGCGAAAUCAAGAACGAGCCCCAAGACAACAUCACGAAACCCAUCACCACCGCCAAUAUUCCUCUUCCACUACUUGCUCCCAGUCUCUGCACUCACCACCCUCCUCUUCUCCCCCAAAACGCACCGUUUCAGACUCCCCAAACCCUCCUCCUCCUCCUCAUCAUCAUCAUCUCCCUCAAUCCUCCUUCUCUGUUUCCUCUUCUCCCUCACUUUCUUGGGAAUCUCAAUCCUCAAUCUCAUCCCCACCUACUCUGCCAUCAUCCCCUGUUCCCACUCUGCUGCCUCCACUCCUUCCCUCUCCCCCAUUUCCCCGAAAACGUCUUCUUCGGGCUUUAUCGACGACCCGAGGCUGCUUUCGGAUACUGUCAUGGUGCCACUGCCGGCCCAUGGGGCCUUGGGGGCUAAUCUUUCCUCGGAGGAGAAGGAAUUCUGGGAGCAGCCCAAUGGGGAAGGGUUUAGGCCCUGCUUGGAUUUCGGCCUCGGGUAUCGAAUAUCGUCUGCCAAGAUUGUGAAAGAGAGGAGGAGGUUCUUGCUGGUGGUGGCCUCUGGGGGUCUGAACCAGCAGAGGAAUCAGAUUGUGGAUGCUGUUGUCAUUGCUAGGGUUCUUGAGGCUGUUUUGGUUGUGCCUGUUUUGCAGGUCAAUUUGAUCUGGGGAGACGAAAGUGAGUUUUCAGAUAUUUUCGAUGUGGCACACUUCAAGAGGACUUUACAAGCUGAUGUGCGAGUUGUGUCAAAUCUUCCCUCUACACAUUUGAUGUCAAGACAGAAAAUUAUGAACAAGAUCCCUCACGAUGUUACUCCGCAGUGGAUACAUGCCAGAUUCUAUAAUCAACUGAAUCAAGAUGGCCUUCUUGUGCUAAAAGGGCUGGAUUCUAAGCUCUCAAAGAAUCUCCCCCCUGAUCUUCAGAAGCUUCGGUGUAAGGUUGCUUUCCAUGCAUUGAGAUUUGCAGCACCAAUUCAAGCACUAGGGAAUCAAUUAGCAAAGAGAAUGUGGAUUGAAGGGCCUUACAUUGCACUCCAUCUCCGGCUAGAGAAGGAUGUGUGGGUCAGAACAGGAUGUCUCACCGGAUUAGGCCCUGAAUAUGAUGACAUUAUCACAAAGGUUCGGGAGUCUCAACCCGAAUAUCUUACAGGACGAUUGAACAUGACCUACAACCAAAGGAGACUUGCUGGUCUCUGUCCCCUAAAUGCAUUAGAAAUAGCAAGGCUUUUGAAGGGUCUAGGAGCGCCAAGAAGUGCGCGGAUAUAUAGUGCAGGAGGUGAGGCAUUUGGGGAAAGCAGGGCUCUGCAGCCACUUGUGGCAGAAUUUCCAAAUUUGGUGACAAAGGAGAUGUUGGCGAAAGAAGGAGAGCUCUCUCCAUACAUGAACAAGCCUUCAGCUCUGGCUGCCAUUGACUACCUUGUCUCUCUAAGCAGUGAUGUCUUUGUGCCUUCCCAUGGUGGAAACAUGGGCCGAGCAAUGCAGGGUCACCGUGCUUAUGUGGGACAUAGAAAGUUCAUAAAGCCGAACAAGAGAGCAAUGAUGCCUCUGUUUGAAGAUACAUCGAUUAGUGAUGAUGAGUUCGGAAGCAUCAUGAGGGAGCUGCAUAAGUCUCAGGGGAAGCCUGAGCCAAGAGGUUACAUGAGAAACCGAGAUGUGAUUUCGCUCCCUGUGCCUGAGUGCAUGUGUAAACACAAAACAGGCAUUUUCUAGUGCCAUUUUUUUAGGAAAUAAUGUAUCUGUUGUAUCUGAUUUCACCAUUUAUAAUACAAGAAUUCUCCACUCUCAUGGCUAUGCA